GGUUAUAACUUCAUGGCACCAAGCAAACUUAGAAAAGCAAUUGGGGCUGUGAAGGACCAAACAAGCAUAAGUCUAGCAAAGGUAGGAGGAAGCAAUUGUUUGUCCGACCUAGAAGUUGCGAUUGUUAAGGCUACUAGACACCAAGAGUACCCGCCUGAGGAGAGGCACAUUCGAGAGAUUCUAAGCUUGACUGCUUAUUCUCGAGCCAAUAUUGGUGCUUGUGUUGAUAACAUUUCGAGACGUCUUGGAAAGACAAAGAAUUGGGUUGUGGCGCUCAAGUCAAUAAUGUUGAUCCAUAGAUUGCUAUCCGAUGGCGAUCCCUCCUAUGAGCAGGAAAUUUUCUUUGCCACAAGACAAGGAACAAGGCUUCUUAACAUGUCUGAGUUUCGAGAUACCAGAUCUAAUUCAUGGGACUAUUCUUCACUUAUUCGUACCUAUUCUUUAUACCUUGAUGAACAACUUGAGUAUAGGAUGCAGAAUCGGCGUGGAAAGCGCAGUGCCUACGCCUAUGAUGAAGAGUUAGACAAUGUUGAACCUGAAACUGUCGUGGUGAAACAACCCACUCCGUUGAGCGAAAUGAAGAAUGAGCACAUUUUCUCAAGGAUGCAAUAUCUCAUCCAACUUCUUGACCGAUUUUUAGCUUGUAAACCCGCAGGUUUGGCAAGGACCAACAGAACUGUAUUUGUGGCUCUAUAUCCACUUGUGAAUGAGAGUUUCCAGAUAUAUUAUCAAAUAACAGAAAUAAUAACUAUCUUGAUUGAUAAGUUCCAAGAACUAUCUAUUCCCGAAUCUGUCAAGGUUCACGAGAUCUUCUGUCGUAUUAACAAACAAUAUGUUGAUCUUGAACAGUUCUACAAUUGGUGUAAAACAGUUGGAAUUGGACGAUCUUCUGAAUAUCCAGAUAUUGAGAACAUUCCACAAAAGAAACUUGACCUUAUCGAUGAUUUUAUACGGGAGAAGUCCAUAUUGGGACAGAAUGGAAAUGCAAUGCGUUAUGAACCUAAAAGUGAGCUGGUUGAAAAAACUCAAGAGCCAGAGCCAGAACCAGAACCAGAACAGGCGAUGAAUGAAAUAAAGGCAUUACCACCACCAGAGGGAAUUCCUGAAGAAAUAAAGGAAGAGAAACACGAAGAAGAAAAUAAAGAGGUGGUGAAAACCCAAGACGUAGCUGACUUUUUGAACUUGGGUGAAAAUUCAUUAACUAUGGAAGAACAUGGAGAUCAAUUGGCUGUAGCACUCUUUGAUGGUGGUGGUCCAACAACUGAUGGUCCUUCAACAACUACUUCACCGUGGGAAGCGUUCAACAAUUCAGGGGAUUGGGAAACAGCACUUGUUCAGCACACGAGCCAUUUGUCAAACCAGAAGGCUUCCCUUCCUGGAGGUUUCAACACAUUAAUGCUAGAUGGAAUGUAUCAACAAGGAGCAGUAGCUCAAGUUGUAGCCAACUCAGGGGUUGUAGCUACUGGAAGUGCUCGCAGUGUCGCGCUUGGAUCAGCUGGUCGGCCGGCAAUGCUAGCCUUGCCUGCACCUCCAUCAGCAGACAGCGGAGCUCAAAGUACAGCCGGUACAACCACUGAUCCUUUUGCAGCAUCACUAGCAAUAGCUCCACCAUCAUAUGUUCAAAUGUCAGAAAUGGAAAAGAAGCAGAGACUAUUAGUAGAUGAGCAAGUAAUGUGGCAACAAUAUCAAAAGGAUGGAAUGCAAGGACAGGUAGGAUUAGCAAGGACGACACAAUCAAACCCUUAUGCAUACAACACAGGAGGUUACACACAAACCUUCUAGCUAGAGGUUCCCUAAAUUAAUUAGAACGUCUCCGU
Messenger RNA from Solanum stenotomum, 1817 nucleotides. RefSeq names its product putative clathrin assembly protein At1g03050. The coding region runs from base 13 to 1782 and encodes 589 amino acids. The record is from RefSeq and is a predicted model, not a curated record. Lineage: Eukaryota; Viridiplantae; Streptophyta; Magnoliopsida; Solanales; Solanaceae. Gene Ontology annotation, biological process: clathrin-dependent endocytosis; clathrin coat assembly; vesicle budding from membrane. Gene Ontology annotation, cellular component: clathrin-coated pit; clathrin-coated vesicle. The transcript is spliced from 2 exons. Gene Ontology annotation, molecular function: SNARE binding; 1-phosphatidylinositol binding; clathrin heavy chain binding.